UCCAUAGCUUCCCCGGAAGCCAUGCUGGAACAGCGGCUGCCUCCACCACCGACCUGGCCGCAGUUGCAUAGCAAGUUCGGAGCAUUGAAGAACGGAGUACCAAAGUAUGUCCCGCAAGAUGCUUUGAUCGAGGCCUUCGAGACCGCCCAGGCCGAAACCACGGCGCGGAUCCGCGCGGGGCUCAGCUUGCCCGCCUCGCCGGAAGCGAAGUCCAGCACGGGAAGCAGGUCCUUCUGGCCCGGGAGCCGGCGACGCUACGGCAGCGAGCCGCCGCCCUCCCCGUCGCGGCGGCUGCUGGGAAUGGAACUGCCUCAACCGCCUCUGCCGCCCGUGGCGGGAGAGCUCAAGGGGAGAUUGGAGGCUUUAGAGAUGGAUGCCAAGCGACUUCACCUCCAAGAGGUCGAACGGAUACGUGGCAUUUGCGCGGGCUUGCAGGAUGACUUAGAUAUGUGCCGGAGAAGUUUGGAAGAGAAGUCGCGACAAGAGGAUCAGGCGCAGAAGGAGAUCUCAAGGCUGCGGGCCGAAGUGGAGAGAUUUCGCCAUCAGAGGAACGACUCGAAAGAGGUGCUUCGUUUGAAAGAGGCCUUGAGCCUCCUAGAGCAAAGCGACUUGGAGAAGAGCCACCGGUUAGAAAUGGAACAGCAGGAGUCCUUGAGGCUGCAAGCGGAGCGUGAUGCCCUCGACUCGGAGCGGAGGAGUAGCGAGCUGAAGGAGAGGCAGCUCCGUGAGAAGUUGGAGGCGGAGAAAUACCAGGAGCUCCAGAAGUUUGAGGCUGAUUGCCGGCGGCUGACCGAGAAUCUGGAACGAGCCGAAGAAGAUAAUCGACAUUUGCGAAAAGCCUUGAAGGAACGAGAAAAGGCAGAAUCCGAGUUGAGGGAUUCGCUGACAAAUCUGAAGGGCAAAGCGAUGAGUCAGAAGCAGCAGCAGAUCGACCAACUGUCAGAGGAGAAUCGCAGUCUGAAGAUCUUAGUGCAGGAAUUGGAACGAGAGAAAGGUCGCUGGCGAGGCUUGGAGCGUUCCCAGAUCGAGCAGCUGGCCUCCUCCGACCAAGAUCGGCAGACCUUACGGAUGAAGUUGCAAGAAGCUCUGGAAAGCGAAGAGGAGCUGAGGCGCCAGGUGUCUCGACUGCAGCAGGAAGAGACCAAGCAUCUGCAGGCAGUGCAAGCCAACCAGCGACUGGAGAAGGACGUGGAGCAUCUGCGCAAGGCGCUGAAGCAACGCCGCAAUGCCGAGAAGGAUUUGAGAGAAGCCAUUGAUGAACAAAAGCGCUUGCGAGCGCAGUCGGUGCAAUCCGAAGAAUCGACUCCGAGCCCCGUCCGAGCCAGCUUCACGGAACCCAUGGGCGUGCGCCGCAGCCUGGCUGCAGGGCUGCCAGGUGUUCCCAGCCUGCCGGGGCGCGCAGGGCGCGCGGUGACGCUGGGCGACUUCGCAGCGGAGAUGGUGGAGGUGGAUCUGACCAGCAGAUUGAGCAGCAAAGAGUCAUCCUUAAUGGAGGUCGACUUGACACGAGAUUUGUGACAGCCGAAUUGAGCCAAUGCCCAGAAAGGAUGGAAGUCCUUACAGUUGGCCUUGGACAAAACGCGCUGCACAAGAAUUCAC
Molecule: messenger RNA, 1599 nt
Organism: Cladocopium goreaui
Lineage: Eukaryota; Dinophyceae; Suessiales; Symbiodiniaceae
Source: the annotation of a GenBank genome assembly